This is a messenger RNA of Porites lobata, 2683 nucleotides long. Lineage: Eukaryota; Metazoa; Cnidaria; Anthozoa; Scleractinia; Poritidae. The record is from the annotation of a GenBank genome assembly.
AUGGCGACCCUCGCUCAUCCUACGGUCAUAGCGUCGUUGCUACUUCUCGUAGCGCUCUUUCUGUACUGGUAUGGGACGAGAGGCUUCGCUGACCUCAAGAAACUAAAUGUUCCCGGACCCAAACCUAUUCCAUUCCUUGGGAACUUUCUAGAACUGAGGAAAUACAAUGGUAUUUAUCAGAUGCACCUUGCUUUCCUUAAAAGAUACGGCAAAGUUUUCACCAUCUGUUUGGGCGGCAGGCCAUCGCUUGUCGUUGCCGAUCCGGAGCUGUUGAAACAAAUAAUGGUCAAGGAUUUUCCAAACUUCCGCAAUCGUUUCCAGUUCCAAAAGCUAGCGAACAAAACUCUUGCACAGAACGUGGGAUCCUCACGGGACGACAAAUGGAAACGGAUCCGUAACACGCUGACACCCACGUUCAGUGCGGGAAAAUUGAAGCUGAUGGUACCUUUGAUGGAGAAGUUGUGUGACACACUUUUGGAGAAACUUGAAAAAAUUGCUGACUCGGGUGAGUUAUAUUUUGAGUAGUUAACGAGUUAAGAAGGGUAAAGGAUGGGAUGGACAUUUAUUUUGAAUCUGGCAUUGCACUGUACCGAAGUAGAACGAAGCCAACCACGCCUGGACUGGAUGUAGCCGGCGAAAAGAGCCAGUGUGCGACAAACGCAGACUGCAGACCUGCAGACUGGCAGGUAAACGAGGAAAACUUAGUUGUGGAAUGCUUUAACAGAGUCCCUAUCCCUAAAGUUUAAGUAAUUCAAAAGUCUAGUUUAGGGAUAGGGAAUCUGUUAGAGCAUUCUACAACAAUGUUUACUUCGUUUAUCUGGCAGUCUGCAGUCUGCGUUUGUCGCAUUUCUCGACUCCACAACUGGUUCAAACCUUACACAAAAUAGGACAAAACAUCGUCAACGCUAUGCAAAUUUACCAAAUGCAUCUGAUACGGAGCGAAAUUGAGAUCUGAAAACCAUGAUUAAAGAAUGAAACCGGUAGACGUUGUGUCUCAAAUCCUUGUUCAUCCAUUGCUGGUUUGCACGUGACGUCACGGCCGCCAUGUUGGUGGUCAAGAACAAAAGCAUUUCUCUCCUCUGGGAACUAAACUCUAUUUUCAUGUAAAUCUUUCGAGCAAAAGUUCUAUUGUAUUGACCCCCAACAUGGCCGCCUUGUCACGUGGUUGCAAACCAAGAAUUGAUGCCUUGAACACGCUGAAACGCACCUCACUUUCGAAUGCAGUUUCCACAAACGCGCAAGGGAAAAAUUCUUUGAUGAUUUUUCUUGGAAUAAUCAGAUUUCUAUGAAUCUUAUUAGGAUAGAAAAAAAACUUUCUUUUCUUUUCAAUUUCAUAGACUCAUUUACUUAUUUAUUUUAAAAAGCUUAUUUAUCUUUGAAGCAUUCCAAAGAAAACUGUCUGAAACGCCGUAAUUUGUUCACUUGAAAAUCUGGACAAUUUAAGGAGAUAAUGAAAUGUCUGUAAAUCGUGAAUUUAUAGACAUUUUACAAGAGAGAAAAUCUCCUUUACUUUUACAUAUAGAAUACUAAAUGUCAGUGGAAUAGUUUUUGCACAGGUUUUAGAUAUCCUUUUCUAUGUUUAUGACCAUAAAUUUUAACCGCGGAAAUAAGGCCGUUCCUAUUUCAUUUUAGUAUAUUCAGUAUUACUUCUUUCUUUUUAUAUACAGGAUAUUACAUGGCCGCGCGGGAUACGAAUUUUAUCUUCGAGUACUGAAAGUAUCUUUCAUUAGUGAGCGAAGCGAACGAGUGAGAGAUACUUUCAGCACUCGAAGAUAAAAUUCAUAUCCCCAAGCGGCCAUGUAAUGUUCUGUUUAUUUUGUAGAUACUGAUGAAAUUCCUACAAAAAAAACACAACUUUUUUUAAAAUUCAUUUUCGAAACAACAAAAUAGUGCAAUUAAAGUGAUCACCUAUCGCAAAAUGCCUGUCAAAAAAAUGUUAUGAAACCCGGAUAUAAAGUUAUAAAGGAGAAAUAAAGACAAUAAUAAUUAUAUUUUCUGUUCCAAAAAGUCAAAAUUCUAAUGAAGGAGAGAAAAAUUCUAUAACAGCAAAAGCGUCUCUUAAAAGAGCAUCAUGUUGUGGAUUCUUGGCUCAUCGAGAAAGUCACCGGUAACUGUACAGUCUCGGAGCCAUUUUGAGAAUGAAAUUUCAAAAGAACCGGCCGCGCGCCUGAGCGGGAGGCUCUCUUGUCAUUGGCUAAUCAUGUCAGUAACCAUGGCACACCAAUAUCCUCACGGGUGAAAGAUGGUGCUCGCGAUGAAGAUAUGAUUUUUUAGUAAAAGGAAAAAUCCUGGUAUUUCAUCAGUAUCUAUAUAAUAAGUAAGUUUAUCUGUGUAAAUGGUGAUGCAAAGAAACAAUUUUGCUUUGUUGUCUUUCACAGAUCAAAGUGUUGACAUGUUGGACUGGUUCAGUAAAAUGACACUAGAAGUCAUUUUGGCCACUGCUUUUGGAGUUGAUGCAAAAAUACAAAUGGGGGAAAACAGCGAAAUUCUACAAGAGGCUAAGAAACUGUUUCACGUGCCUUUCUUUCUCCGACAAAUGGCCCGUCUUCCAUUUGGAAACUCACUUCUUCGUUUGUUUCUUGUUCUAAAUGGAAAUGAUGUAAACUAUUUUGAACGUAUCGGGAGAGAAAUGUUACACAUUCGUCGACAACAGGGGCAGACAAAUCGAAAAGACCGCCACUGA